AUGGAUGACGGCCAGGAAGCAAACGGCCUACACCAGGAAACUUGGAACGCUGCCAUCCAGAUUGCCACACUCACCAGAAUUAUCACUCUCAGGGCAACAAGUAACCCACAGGAUGAAGAAGCGCAACGACGCGCUUGUCUCGCCUUGGGGGUUUAUAAUAAGGUCGCGGCAUUCCUGCAGGUUGAUGAGAUCCCAGUGGAAGAAGGCCCGCACAUUGGGUAUUUAACAACAAAUAAUGGUGACUUGGUUCGCAGGUAUCUGCCAACUGAGAUUUACGAAGCCGUCAUUGCUCACGUUCUCGAGUUUGAGUACUCAGCGCGGCAGAGAACCCUGAUUUCUCUUUCAGCAUCCUCAAAACGGCUUCGUCACCUCGCAGAGCCACAUCUAUACAAACAGCCCCGGGGCGCUCACUCAAUCGAGCGGCAAUGGAGAUUCAUGUUCAGUCUGGUUCUUGAGCCCCAGAGAGGACAUCUUGUGCAGUCGCUCGAGUUCCAAUGGUAUCCUCGGCCUGACAACACCAAUCUCAUCAUUGAUAUACUUCACGCCUGUCCAAACGUGCGGGACUUGCAAAUCCAACGAGGCUCCUCCAUGUCCGACGUCGGGCUAAUUACGGGCGAGGACGUCACCCAUUUGGCCAGUAUCUUUGCCGCAAGUCCCAGGGUUACUCAAUUUUGGUAUGCAACAUUUACUGAGUGGCUACCUGAGUCUGAUCGUUACGGGGAUGAGCAGGAGGAAAUCCAUCAUUUAUGUGAUGUGGACCGCCGCUUUACAAGGUUCAGUGCCCAGUUACAAGAACUGGCAGUCCAUGGUCAAGCGAACUGGGUCAUACGGGCGCUGUUACUAAAACCGGCUCCCAGACUCAAGUCUUUGACUCUCGGUCAGGACACACAUUAUGAUUAUUUCCCAUCACUUCUCCCGGGUUUAACACUCUGCACUCGUCGCCUUGAAAAUCUUGAGAUGCGCUGUGCAAUUGCCAAUGGUCGUGAUCUCAUCAUUGCAUGCAAAGUAUGGUCAACCAGUCUGCGCGUUUUGCGUGUCGACAAAAUAGAGAGGUUUUCUCAUGGCUGCCUUGGGGACGCUGUCGAGGCCCUGGAGGUUCUAGAGAAUCUACAUCUGGGAUAUGGAUGUGUCCUGACCCAAGGAGAUCUUGAGGCGAUUGCUCGGUCGCGCCCUCAGCAGCGAUUCAAGUCAAUUUCUAUAACCGACGUUGACACAACGGAAUCAUCACUUCCUACGUGGAUGCAUCGGACCGAACGAAUCAUCGAAAGCCUAAUGCUCUCGCAUUCAUCAACGCUGACAACCGUUCAUCUCGAUCCCCACACGAUCCAGCUGGGGAAGCGUAUGAUACUCAGUUGCAAGCAGAUGCCCAACCUCGAGGACCUUAUUGUGACCUUCUCAAGCGACGUCACCGGGGCAGACGUGGAUUCUCUGCUGGAAUCUUGCCCGAAACUGCGUUCCGUCCCCCAAAAGUUCCAAGAGCUAUCAUCGCAACCGGGGAAGUGGGAAGAGAGAUAUGCCGCAAGAAAUCGCGAACUCGACGCAGAGUUUGAAAGGCUCCCACCGUCAUUAGGCUAA
This is a messenger RNA of Clonostachys byssicola, 1575 nucleotides long. The record is from the annotation of a GenBank genome assembly. NCBI's taxonomy places the organism in Eukaryota, Fungi, Ascomycota, Sordariomycetes, Hypocreales, Bionectriaceae.